Molecule: messenger RNA, 525 nt
Organism: Hyposmocoma kahamanoa
Lineage: Eukaryota; Metazoa; Arthropoda; Insecta; Lepidoptera; Cosmopterigidae
Exons: 3
Source: RefSeq, a predicted model, not a curated record
AUGGUGGAAACAAAGGAAAAUGUGGAAGCUGAAGGUGGAAGCGACGGCGACACGCAGAGAAUAGACUUGGACUAUGUAUUAGUGAACGAGCUGGGCCAGUUUGGACGCUUCCAAUUAAUGAACAUCCUGCUGGUGGCUGUUCCUACGAUCAUGUCCGCCUUCAUGAGCGAAUACAUUUUCUCCGCCGCCGCUAUUCCACACAGGUGCCAAAUCCCCGAGUGUGGCGAAGAGAGUCGACGCGAGCCGUUUGAGCCGGAGUGGCUGCUGAACGCUGUGCCGCUGGCCUCCGGCUCCGGCGCAACCAAUGCCUUCGCCAGCUGUGAGCGGUACGCACCUCUCACCAGUAACCGCACCCUCGACUUCUGCCCUGCCAACAUGUUUGACCAGUCUGCCACCAUACAGUGUGCCGAUUUUGUGUACGAAAGAUACAACUCUGUUGUUUAUGACUUUAAUCUCGGCUGUCAAGAAUGGUAUCGUGCUCUGGCCGGGACUCUACAAAGCCUUGGCACUUUGCUCGUGCUGCCU